AUGGACGUGCUCAUCUCCCGUGGGGCGCAGCUGGAGGAGUUGGACCUCCUGGGCCGCACGCCGCUGAUCCACGCCACCGUCUUCCGGGCGGCGGAGGCUGUGGUGUGGCUGGCCCACAAGGGCGCCAAGCUGGCGCACGCGGAUCAAGAUGGCCGCACUGCGCUGCACUGGGCGGUUCGGAGCUCGGCCCCACUGACGGCGCUGCUUGCGACUGUAGGGGCGCCCCUGGACGUCUUAGAUCUGGAGGGCUGCAGCCCGCUAGGAACCGCUGUGGAGCUGGAACGGCUAGAGGUGGUCGAGCAGCUUGUACUCUCCGGCCGCGCGGACCGGGUCAUGCGGGAGGCUGCUCUUGCGAGGCUUCGGCCAGGGCCCUGCAGCAGCUGGCUGCGGCGUUGCCUGGAGCAGCAGGUUGGCUGCCAUGCGGCCUUGCAGGAGCACUGCUUCCUGAGCUGCCAGGCCUUUCCGGAAAGCCGCGGCUGCCGGGGCCCUGAGCAGAUCCAGGCAGAGCCCCGGGAGUUCUGCUGGGCCUGCGCCGUGCUGGCGCUGGGGUCUGCCGUUUUUAUGCUGGCGAAGAACGACGGCUCAGUACGGGAAAUCGACGGACCGAGCCAGCUGCUGUGCGCGAUGGUGGUGCCAUUGACAUGGGCAGGCGCGCUUUGCUUCCUCGCGGGUGCGCGGUUGCCCCCUGGCUCCGUGCCGGCCACUGAAGCGCGGGCGCGGCGCUACAAACACGUGCUGCAGCACGCCGCGGCAGUGAAGGCCGAUGAUCCCGAUCCGGGCGACUUCAACUGGUGGGGCACCAAGGCGCAGGUGGUGCACGAGCUGGAGAUGCUGGGCCCAGAGCGCUCCAAGUUCUGCACGGCCACUCGUCAAUGCGUUCCUAUGUUCGACCACUACUGCGCCUUCUUGCGAAACUCGGUUGGGCCUGGCAACUAUGCUGCGUUCAUCAGCUGCGUGUGCUGCGCCUUCAUCGUAUGCGUGGCCUUGUCCAUCUCGGCCAUCCGUCUCUCGUGGCUUCACUGGAUGCUGGAAGGCCUGCAGCAUCAACAUGGAUCGAAGCGUUCGACAUCGCACACCUUAGACGCCUGCAUGAGCAAUGGCCUCGUUGUCGUCCAUGGCGCGCGUGCCGUUGUCGGCGCCAUCGCCCUCUCGCUUCUUGCGAGCGCUUUCACGCCCCGGCUUUCCUUUUGCCGCUCGACCCCCUUGCGGCUCGCGCGGGGAGUGGCUUGUUGCUGCGCAGAGGAGGAGUUCCCCUGCAGCUUUGAAGAGUUUCAGCAAGGCCCUGAGGAGCUUUGGCAGCGCUGGGACGAGGCGGUGCCGGAGCCUGAGCUGGCCGCACCUCUGCAGCAGCUGCCCGAGGCUUUGCGCUGGGCGCUGUUGCGGGAGCAGCUGCGCUGGGUGCCGAGGGAGCCGGCGAGGUGGAGCCUGGGGCCCUGGGCGCUGGCGCUGGAGGUUGACGCGAGCUGGGGCGCGGCGAGCUCGACUGGGCUCAUCCGCCUGGCAGUAUCGGUGCUCGCGGAGAUCCUGGCGCGAACUGGCCAGCCCUUGGAGAGAAGCGAGCUUUGCGCACUGUUGUGGUUUCUUGAAUUCACGCUGAGUGGACAGGCCAGCGAUUGGAAGCAGAUUGCAGAGCUCCGGCGAUCGGUGGAGAUGGCAAUCCAAGAGGAAAAGGGCACAUUGCGUACCGAGCUCGAGCCGGGCAUUACUGGGGCGGACUUGCCGCUGUGCGUGGGCGACGUUUUGUCGGUGAUCCAUGAGUGCUGUCGCGCGCUCCAAUUGUCGUGCCCUUGGCCCGCAGAUUUGGGCCACUUGGACGCGCUGCUCUUCGUAAACCUGGUCGAGGCGUUUGACAAGAAGAAGAGCAGAUGGAAGCCCCUGGGCGGCCUUAAGGCCGCACGCGCCGCCCAGGCGGUGCGCCAAACCAUCAUGGCGCUGCCGCUGCGCCAGGACACGGUGCGGCAGCGGCACAGGAAGCUCUGCAGCCUCUCGCGGCAAGAGCGGGAGCAGCUGGGCGAGCUCGCCUGGGGCCUGCAAGACGGGGAGGAGAGCGGUGAGUACCACGAAUCGGAUGAGUCUGAUGACGAAGAUCAGGAUGAGUUCGACGAAUUGGAGUCUGAUGACGAUCAGGAUGAGUACAACGAGUCUGAGGAUGAGGGUGAGGAGUACAUUGACUCGGAGAAGGCGCCCUCAGACGUGCGGCUAAGACGACAAGCACGGGUGCAAUGGCAGCCGUCCAAGCUCGGCGUGAGCGACACAAGCGACGCCAGCGACUUGCUGGUCCGUGCAACCAUGUACAUGCACCACAUCUCGGCCCCCUGGAAGCAGCGCUGGAUCCGGGACGUCGCCAAGCAGGCGAAGCUGUCGGGCCUCUGCGUCUUCGGAAAGCCGGGCCGGAUCCUGGUGGAGGGGCCGCUCUCGCUCGUCCGCAGCUACACCAGCCAGAUCAAGUCUUGGCCCUGGAAGCGCUGCGACCUGGCGGGGCCGUGGCCGGUCACGUCCCGGGCCUUCCGGCGCUUCCGGGAGCUGAAAGGCUCAGAGGAGUUCCGGAGGGAGGUGAGCAAUGCGAAGCUUUCCGAUGAGUUGAAGGGCAUCAGGACAGCGGAGCCAAAGAAAACAGAAGGGCUGCCGCUUCACAACGUUCAUUUGGUGGCGGCCUACUUCAUAGUGGUGGCGUCGCUGCUGGGGGCUCUGCUGGGCUUUCAGACAGUGCUGAACGUUUUGGGCCUCACCACCUACGAGAUGCUCCAAUUCGCGCGGCGCAGGCCUGUUCCCUAUUUGCUGGAUGAGAAGGGCUGCUACCAGAAUCCUUACAACCGAGGCUUCCUCCGCAACUUCUGGGCGCGCUUCAGCGGGGAUUACAGUGACACGAUGAGAAGCGCAGAGAACGAUGAUGGUCUUUACUUUGCAGUGUAA
Molecule: messenger RNA, 2913 nt
Organism: Effrenium voratum
Lineage: Eukaryota; Dinophyceae; Suessiales; Symbiodiniaceae
Source: the annotation of a GenBank genome assembly